GUCUUGAGCGGGGCACACGGACGUCGACGGCUGCCUGAGCCGGGCGGGCGAAGCUGGAGCGGCGGUGGCGGCGGCGGGGGGAGGCCGGGGCUGAGGCCGGGGCCGGGGCUGCGAGGCCCUCGGGGCGGCAGGCGGCGGCGGCCCGGGGCCCGAGCCCGGAGGCAGGAGCGGCCGCCAUGGCCGAGAGCAUCAUCAUCCGUGUCCAGUCCCCAGAUGGGGUGAAGCGGAUCACAGCAACAAAGAGAGAAACGGCUGCCACGUUUCUGAAAAAGGUUGCAAAGGAGUUUGGCUUCCAAAAUAAUGGCUUUUCAGUUUACAUCAAUAGAAACAAGACUGGAGAGAUAACAGCAUCGUCCAACAAAUCCCUCAACUUGUUGAAAGUCAAGCAUGGCGAUUUGUUGUUCCUGUUUCCCUCGAGCCUUGCUGGGCCCUCAUCCGAAAUGGAAACGUCAGCCCCACAGGGGUUCAAGGCCUUUGGUGCUCCCAAUGUGGUGGAAGAUGAGAUCGAUCAGUACCUCAGCAAGCAGGACGGGAAGAUUUAUAGAAGCCGAGACCCUCAGCUAUGCCGCCAUGGCCCUUUGGGGAAAUGUGUGCACUGUGUCCCGCUAGAGCCAUUUGAUGAAGACUACCUGAACCAUCUCGAGCCUCCUGUGAAGCACAUGUCCUUCCACGCCUACAUCCGCAAGCUGACCGGAGGGGCCGACAAGGGAAAAUUUGUUGCCUUGGAGAACAUCAGUUGCAAGAUUAAAUCAGGGUGCGAGGGACACCUUCCGUGGCCUAAUGGCAUCUGUACUAAGUGCCAGCCGAGUGCCAUCACGCUGAACAGACAGAAAUACAGGCAUGUGGACAAUAUCAUGUUUGAGAAUCACACUGUAGCUGACCGCUUCCUUGACUUCUGGAGAAAGACAGGGAACCAGCAUUUUGGGUACUUGUAUGGUCGGUACACGGAGCACAAAGACAUCCCCCUCGGCAUCAGGGCGGAAGUGGCUGCAAUUUAUGAACCACCUCAGAUUGGCACACAGAACAGCUUGGAGCUUCUUGAAGAUCCAAAAGCUGAAGUGGUCGAUGAAAUUGCUGCCAAACUUGGCCUGAGGAAGGUUGGCUGGAUAUUUACAGACCUCGUCUCAGAAGAUACCCGAAAGGGUACAGUCCGAUACAGUCGAAACAAGGACACUUACUUCCUUAGUUCAGAAGAGUGCAUCACUGCAGGGGACUUCCAGAACAAGCACCCCAACGUUUGCCGGCUCUCUCCGGAUGGGCAUUUUGGAUCCAAGUUUGUUACUGCAGUGGCUACAGGUGGUCCCGACAACCAGGUCCACUUUGAAGGGUAUCAGGUGUCCAACCAGUGCAUGGCCCUGGUCCGCGACGAGUGUCUGCUGCCGUGCAAGGACGCCCCUGAGCUCGGCUACGCCAAGGAGUCCAGCAGUGAGCAGUAUGUGCCUGAUGUAUUUUAUAAGGACAUAGACAAGUUUGGCAACGAGAUCACCCAGCUGGCCCGACCCCUGCCCGUGGAAUAUCUGAUCAUAGACAUCACAACAACUUUCCCCAAGGAUCCAGUUUAUACUUUUUCUAUUUCGCAAAACCCAUUUCCCAUUGAAAACCGGGAUGUGCUGGGUGAGACACAGGACUUCCAUAGUUUGGCCACCUAUUUAUCCCAGAAUACCUCGUCUGUGUUCUUGGAUACCAUCUCAGAUUUUCACCUCCUGCUGUUUCUGGUCACCAAUGAAGUUAUGCCUCUGCAGGACAGCAUCAGCUUGCUGCUGGAGGCCGUGCGGACCGGAAACGAGGAGCUCGCCCAGACGUGGAAGAGGUCCGAGCAGUGGGCCACCAUCGAGCAGCUCUGCAGCACAGUUGGUGUGCAGCUCCCCGGCCUCCAUGAGUACGGCGCCGUUGGGGGCUCUGCGCACGUGGCCGCUGCUGCCAUGUGGGCCUGUCAGCACUGCACCUUCAUGAACCAGCCGGGCACGGGCCACUGUGAGAUGUGCAGCCUCCCCAGGACCUAGGGCUCCACCCCUCGCUGGGUGGGACUGGGCCCAGCCCAGCCCUCUCUGAAGCCAGGAGCAUCGUGCAACGUGUUCCUGUAACGGCCCACAGUGGGCAGCCCUGAGGGGCAGGGGGCUGGCUACCCUGGGGUCUCUGACCCACUGAAGCUUCUCAGCACGUUUUUCCCUGGAGAGGGAGCCACAGCUGGUGUUCUGCAGGCCGAAUGAAAUCUCCAAACUGGAAGCGCAGGAACACCCCACACGCCUAACCCGGCUGACAAGACCCGCUGUGGUGGAAGGACUGCUCACGUCUGAGUCACCGCCUGGAGUUGGGGGCACGGGGUUGCUGCCGCCAUCCGGCUUGCUUUCUCCUUCCUUUUCGAUGCUUUUUGUUCCUUGUCCCCACUCCGCAUUUGUUUGGUUGGGAGCUCUUGUUACCUCUGUGUCCCGUUGCUCUGGGGCAGAGGCCCUGCCUGCAAGGCCACUUUUCCUCUCUGACAGCCAUUGCCUGGGAACACGCGGGUGACGCCUGCUCGGCCGGUGGCUGCAGGUUACUCUGCUGCCCGCCCUUCUCCACCGACGUCCAGGUGGGAUUUGAAGUCUGCGAUGGUUAUAAUAACAGUUAUCAGUAAUUCCUGCCCGGAAGACUUUUAUUUAUUUAUUUUUUAAGAUAAAAACUGCACAAAAGGGGAGUGAGAGAGACUAGUUUCCGCUUCCUUCCCUCCUUUUAGUGAAGCCCUUGAAAGGGUGUGUUCAGGGCGGGUGUGUGGACAGGGGUACCACAGUCAGUUCUCCUGAGAAGUAAACCUCAGUGCCUGAGACUUUUCUACCAAGCCACGCAGCUGGGACAGCUGCAGGCUGAGCUGGGGCACCAUGGCUCCCGCCUAGCGGGCGGCCCCUCCGCAUGGCCUGGAGGUGGGGAGGGUGGAUUGCCUGGGCCAGGUGCUUUGGUCCCUUUGCCCCUUGAGUCCCUCUGUCCCAUUGCCACGCCUGGCUGCGGCCUUCUGGCACAGCAGUGCAGCCACCAAGACAGGCCUGGGUGAGGCCGUUAGGGGCUUGGCGUCUUGUGAGGGCCACUUGGGACCUCGGCGGGGCUCUGGGCAGUGGAUACAGCACUGGCAGUGUGAGAGCCAGGCAGUCCAGAGGUGGUUGUGGUGGGAUCUUGCAUGUGUACUCUGCGGCCUCCAAGUCUCCUUGGUGGGGGGCUGAGGCACGCCCCUGCCUUCCCCCGGGGAGCUGUGGGCAUCCCCAUGCCUCUUUGCCUUAACGACAGCCGUAUCGGAGCUGCCCUCUACCCGUGAGCAAGGGUGGCCCGGCCACAGACUGUGCUUGGAGACUUCUGUCUCCACCCUGAGGGGGGCAAGCCUGGGUGACCCUCCCUCAUCCUUGGCACUGUGGACAGAGAACGCUUGUGUCUCACGUGGUCGGGCCAUGGCUGGCACCUCCAGGUCCACCUGGCACAGGACACCAAAUGGAAGGCCCAGGCAGUUUGUCUGCUUUGGGGACCAAGGGCCAAUUGGGACAGUCUGUCAAGGCAGAGCUGUCCUGGGGGGCGGGGUGGGGGGAGGAGCUGGGCUGAAGCAGACCCUGCUCGCCCCUGUGUUUCCCAGGCCGUCGUGCCAACACUGCUUGCACCCUGGGCGGGCACGGGGCAGCAGAGGUUGCGGGGACCUUGCUGUGGCCUCCCGGCUGCUCCUCCACCUGCUCUGUCUCUGCCCCCGAAGCUACUUUCCUUUCCUCCCCCACCAGUAUCCCCUCUCUUUGAAGUUCUGGCAUUCACAGAAAUCAUGUUUUCUUUUGUCUUUUAGCUAAAGAAAAAGUGUUGUGAUUUCUCUGCUUCUGGUUUUGAGUUACUCUUUGUUCAGUAAUGCACUUUAUAUUUUAUUGUCCAAAGAGAUCAAAGUUAGGCAUACAGGGUUGAGGGUGAGCCCUGCCCUGCCCAGGCUCUGGGAGGCUCGGCCACCUCCUCCUGUAUGGGGUGGGCUCAGCCCCGCCUCAGAUCCUCACACCUGCCUUUGGUGUGGACACACCUCAGGCCGUGACCCAGUGGGGGUGAUGAGUGCAUACUUGCCCAGGUGGACACAUCGUGGCCGCCACUGGCUCCUGGCUCCCUCCCCUCCUCGCCCCACCCCAGCUCACCUCCAAGCAGGCUGCUCCCAGGACACAGGUGCUUGUGCUAUCGGCUCCGUCUUAGGCUCGCAGGUCUGCUUCCGCUGGGUUUGGCCCAGCCCUGCAGUGGAACCUAAUAAAGCGCCUGAAGCAACUGUCCUGGC
This is a messenger RNA of Lemur catta (Ring-tailed lemur), 4255 nucleotides long. RefSeq names its product NPL4 homolog, ubiquitin recognition factor (gene NPLOC4). Gene Ontology annotation, molecular function: ubiquitin protein ligase binding; ubiquitin binding. Lineage: Eukaryota; Metazoa; Chordata; Mammalia; Primates; Lemuridae. The record is from RefSeq and is a predicted model, not a curated record. Gene Ontology annotation, biological process: ubiquitin-dependent protein catabolic process. Gene Ontology annotation, cellular component: nucleus. The transcript is spliced from 17 exons. The coding region runs from base 177 to 2003 and encodes 608 amino acids.